CAGUAACAAGCAACAAGCCUCAAAUCGUGUGUAUAAAAUUUGGAAGGGUGAAAUAUUGGCAAAUUUGGGACAGUUUGCCGUUGUAAACGGCCAUGGAAUCGUUCUUUGAAGUGGGCAGUCGCGUUUGGGUCUUAGACAACAAGGAAUGGUUGCCCUCUGUGGUAGAGACAGUACAAGAUGGGAAAGUGACAUUUCGAACCGAAUAUGGCAAGGCGAUCACCAAGGAUCACAGCUCGCUUUCCCGAGAAAAUGCGUCUAUCAUGCACAGCAGCAGCGUGGAAGGUGUGGAGGACAUGGCACAUUUGGAGGAUCUUCAUGAAGCUGGGAUAUUACAUAACCUUCAUGUCAGAUACAAGAAGGAUCAAAUAUACACAUACAUUGGCUCCAUUUUGUCAGCCGUUAAUCCAUACCGGCAAAUUAAAGAUUUUUACACGACAGAUAUCAUGAAAGAAUACAGCAAAUGUCAUUUGGGAGAGAAGCCACCGCAUAUCUUUGCAAUCGCUAACGAAUGUUAUUAUUCAAUGAUCAAGAAAGGACAGAGUCAGUGCGUUCUGAUAAGUGGUGAAUCUGGUGCAGGAAAGACAGAAUCCACGAAAUUUAUGUUGAAUUAUUUAUCAGAACUCAGUUCUUCAGUGCAAGGUGGAGGAGAGGUCGAUAAUACGUUGAAUGUAGAGGAUGCCAUCCUUAAAAGCAGCCCUAUACUGGAAGCCUUCGGAAACGCCAAGACUGUCUAUAACAACAAUUCCAGUAGAUUCGGAAAAUUUGUUCAGUUGUUUUUUAACGAGAGAGGAAGAAUCGUUGGUGGUAAAAUAUCGGACUUUCUGUUAGAAAAGAAUCGUUUAGCAAGGCAAAAUCCAGAUGAAAGAAAUUAUCACAUAUUUUACGCCUUACUUGCUGGCGUCUCGGAGAAUGAAAAAAAUGAGCUCCGUCUGUUGCCUGCUGAGAAGUAUCAUUAUCUUAAUCAAAGUGGAUGUAUCAACGACCCAUCGAUUGACGACAAGAAUGACUUCUUCAGGGUUCUGGAAGCGAUGAGAGUAAUGAGGUUUAAAGAUGAAAACAUUUCGGACGUUCUUCAGGUUUUAGCCGGUAUCCUUAACUUGGGAAACGUGACCUUUAUUUCAGGAAAUGGCGCUCAGAUCAAUGAAAAAUUUGUUUUGGAAGACAUCGCAGCUUUACUACAGUUGGAUAUUUAUGAUCUCGAGGAUGCACUGACCCAGAAGUCGAUGGUUUUGAGAGGAGAAGAGAUAAAAUCACCUUUAACAGUGUCCCAGGCUGAAGAUUCACGAGACGCUAUGUCGAUGGCACUUUACGCCUGCACCUUCAAAUGGAUCAUAGAACGAAUUAACGCCCGCAUUAAAGGAAGUAGUAACUACGCCUCCAUUGGAAUUCUUGAUAUUUUUGGUUUUGAGAAUUUUGAGACCAACCGAUUCGAACAGUUCAACAUCAACUAUGCAAAUGAGAAACUUCAACAGUUCUUUAACAAACACAUAUUUUCACUGGAGCAACAUGAAUACAAUAGGGAAGGACUGGAGUGGGCUGAUAUUGACUGGGUUGACAACGGAGAAUGCUUGGAUUUGAUUGAAAAGAAAGUUGGUGUUCUGUCGUUAUUUGACGAAGAGAGCCGUUUUCCGAAAGGAACCGAUGCGUCUUUGUUGGAGAAAUUACAUAACAGUCACGAGGGGAACAAGUUUUACUUAAAGCCAAAAGUUGCUAAUAAGAAAUUUGGUAUCAGGCAUUAUGCCGGAGAUGUUCACUAUACUACCUCUGGAUUUUUAGAGAAAAACAGAGACACGUUUAGAGACGAUUUAUUAAACAUACUUCAAAACAGCAGAUCUGACUUUGUGUACGACUUAGUUGAACAUAUGAAACCAACACCUGGGGCUAACAGUAAAUCCGCUAAACGGCGACCGACCGUCAGUUCUCAGUUUCGGACUUCACUGACAUCAUUGAUGACUACUCUCAGUCAGGCUCAUCCUUAUUUUGUGAGAUGUAUCAAACCCAAUGGAUCGAAGCUGCCUGAUAAAUUUGAUCCAAAAUUGGUUCUUGAUCAGUUGAGGUAUUCGGGCAUGUUGGAAACUGUUAGAAUACGUCGGGCUGGAUAUCCUGUUCGAAUUCUAUACGCUGAGUUUGCCUUUAGCUACAAAGUUUUACUGAGAGGAAAGCCAAUCAGCGGUGAUCCAAAACAAGAUGGUUCUCUCUUGCUGGACGAGAUAGAACCAACUAGAAAAAAGUGGAAAUUGGGGAAAACAAAGAUGUUUUUAAAGGACGAGCUGGAGAUUUUGCUUGACAAAAGACGCGAUAAAGAGUUACGCGAGGUUGCUAAAGUUAUUAAAAGAUGUAUUAUUGGUUAUCUUGCUCGAAAACGGUUCUUGGAAAAGCGAGCUGCUAUUUUACUUAUACAGAAAGUUUACAAGGGGCACUUUUAUCACAACAAGUUCUUAAGGAUGAGACAGGCAGCCAUUAUACUCCAAAAGUACGAACGCGGCCGAGCCGCUCGACAAUUGUUGAAGAUGCUAUUGGAAGAGAAGAGAAUAGAAGAAGAGAGGAUUAGAGAGGAACAGAGGAGAAGAGAGGAAGAGCAGAGAAGAGAAAUGGAGAGGUUGGAACAGGAAAGAAGGAUGGCAGAAUUAGAAGAAUUAAGAAGAAAGGCAGAAGAGGAGGCUCGAAGAAAGAGAGAAGAAGAAGAAGAAAGACUACGAAAAGAAGAGGAACAGAAGCAAGCCAUGUUGGCAAAGGCAAGGGAGAUUGAAGAAGCGAGGAGAAUUGAAGAGGCGAGGAAGGCUGAAGAAGAGGCUAAACGUAGACAGGAGGAGGAAGAGCGGCUUAGAAUUGAAGAGGAGGAAAGGCUCAAAGCUGAGGAAGAGCAAAGACGAAUACAAGAAGAGGCUGAAGAGGACGCGAUAUCACAAUUGGACAAUGCAUUGAAGCAGACAGAAGAAUUGAGCGACGAUGAAGAAGAAGACGACGAAGCCUUCAUCGAACGUUCACCAAGUAUUGUUGAUAGAUCAUUGGAAUUACCAUACAAGCAAAGUUAUCUCACUAUGAAAGAAGGUGGUCUUUUGAAUCUGUGGAAGAGACAUUGGUGUAUCUUACGAGAUGAGACACUUAUGUGGUUCCGUGGGAAAUUGGAAGCGUUGAAAGCCGGUUGGCUGCUGAAGAAAGGUGGUGGCACUGGAACAUUAUCAAGACGAAAUUGGAAGAGGCGAUGGUUUGUAUUGAAAGAUACAAUACUGACUUAUCACGAAAAUGACGCUGAAGGAGCAAAAGUACUGGGUAGCGUCGACCUGAAGAAUUGCCAGAGAAUUUUGGACAGCGGGGAAAAAGAAAAUGCGUUCAGUAUUGUGACUGAUGGAAGGACGUACCAUGUUAUUGCUGAGUCAGCGCAUGACUGGAACCAAUGGUUUAAUAUCCUAAACCGAGUUCAUAGAGCAUCCGAACACGAACUUCGUGAUAUGAAAGAAGAAUCGGCCAACAUCAAACAUGCGAUUGGCACUAUUGAUGUUCCACUUAUUGAAUCAUGUACUCUUGGGGGUGUACCAGGGAAGCCAAAUUCAUUUACAAUCAUAACAGCAAAUCGCUUACUAAGUUUCUGUGCUGAUACUGCAGAAGAAGCAGACGGCUGGGUUGAUGCAAUUCAAAAGACGAAAGAAAGGGAGGCUGAAGAAGGAUUAGCUGACGUCAUUGAACAAGGAUGGCUUGUCAAAGAAGGACCAAACGAUUCCAGACGAAAGAGGUGGUUUGUUCUAACUGGAAACUCUUUGGAUUACUUCAAAUCCUACGUAAAAGGCAGUCCCAGAUUCGGUUCGAUCAUUUUGAACAGCCUUUGUUCAGUGAUUCCACCAAGUUCCCAGGAUGACUCAAAAGACGGAGACUUAAUCAUAUUCACUGUGAAUGGAAGAAAACGUUCUUAUGUCAUUCAUGCAAAAUCUUUCGAAGAAGCCACAAAAUGGACAUCGGCUAUACAAGACGUGAUCGAUUCCAAACUGCCCAUUGACACUCCAUUUGCAAAACUUAUGGUGGAAGUGAAGAAUGCCCACGACAGCAAAGAAGUAGACAACUUAUACCAGAGGAAUCCAAUCUUGCGAUACACAAAAUUGGCUUUACGAGCGCCGCUGCUGGCAUUGCCUUAUGGUCAUUCAACUUCAAUAAGAGCAAAAGACAAAGGUUAUGGGACAUUCCACGAGGAAGCUAUCAGAAUAUUUUCAUCGUUGCAAGAGCAAGAAUCCGUUGCUGACCCAAUACCAGUCAUACAGGGCAUCUUACAAACGUGUCAUGACUUAAAGCCACUGCGUGAUGAAGUUUUCUGUCAGUUAUUGAAGCAAACAACAAGUGUUCCAAAUAUUGAUUCGAUUGGGAAUUUGAAGAACUGGCAAGUUCUUGUGUGCAUGUGUUGUACGUUCAUACCUUCAAGGAAAAUUCUCCGAUAUCUGAGAUCACACCUGCGACGAAGUCGAGAUCAGUAUCCUGACACAGAAAUGGCCAAAUUUGCAACAUUCUGCUUGGAAUGCAUUAAGAGAACUCGUCCAAGAGAGUUUCCCCCCUCUAGAGCUGAAAUAAUUGCUUGUCUGGGUCGUCGUGAUCUGGCGACUAUUGUGUACACUUUUGGCGAAGGAGCCUAUUGUAAAAUUGAGAUCAAUUCUGCCACGACUGCUGGAGCUGUUGUACGCCAAUUAUGCAAAGGACUUAACAUCACACAAGAUGACAACUUGUUUGGUCUGUUCGAAAAAUGUGGCACCGUAGAAAAACACAUUGAAGGACGGACGGUUGUCGCUGACGUGCUUGCCAAAUUUGAAAGGUACAAAGCACUGCGUCUUCACGAAAAAGGACAAAGAUGGCAAUUGUUCUUCAAAAUCUUCUGUUUUCUCAAUCCUUCUGAAGUCGCGACUGAUUCGGUGGAAGGCAUGUUCCUAUUUGAGCAGUUUUGUGAAAAUGUCGCGCAAGGGAGGUUUCCUGCUGCUGAAAACAUUCUGUGUCGUUUAGCUUCAUUACGUUUGCAGUAUACAAAAGGAGACUACGAAGCAGGAGCUUGGGUCGAUAACAUGUCGUCAGUAUUUCCUGUCGAAAAGAUUAAAAGACUCAGAGAUAGAAGUGUAUCGAAAGCAAGCAGCCUGGGUCGUGAAAAAGUUUCCGGGACUCUCAUGGGAUCAAUCAGGAAAGUUGUAUCACCACUUGUUAGUCGAGGUUUAAGCGAAGAACAAGAGGAAAAAGCUAUCGAAGAAGCUGAACAAAAAGCGGAGUCAUCAUUUAUAAAGAGUUCCAUUUGUGAUUACUGGAAAGGAAACAAGGGAAUGACAUGUCAAGAAGCUCAAGAACAAUACAUUGAAAUCUUACAGAAGUGGCCUGGUUAUACCUCAACCUUGUUUGAUGUAAAGUCAACAAAUGCCAACUUCCCUCCGGAACUAUGGCUUGGAGUCAGUCUAGAUGGAAUCGCGAUUUAUAAACGAUACGAAUCCAGAGCAAUAAUGACGUGUGAAUAUGAAUACAUCUUGACAUUCGGUGCUCCAAAAGGCAACGUGUACAAAAUUGUUGCUGAGGAAAAAGGGGAAAUGGUAUUUGAAACAAGUCAGGUGGUGGAAAUAGCAAAGCUGAUGAAAGCGUACAUCAACGAAAUUGUGCGAAGGCGCACCAGGCAGCAACAGCAAUUGAAAGGAUAAAAUUUAAACUACAAUGGCCUCGUGUAUCCGUGAACUGCCGCUCGAUUUCAUAAUCUUUGCUUAACUAUACAACUAGAUCGUUUACGGUGUUUUUUGCAUAUCUGUCUAAAAACACUACUAGCUUUAUAACUUUUAAUGUUAGCUAUACAUAUGCUACUAUAUAUGCCGAAUUAUUAGUCCACAUAAUGGUGUUUUGAAAACCUCGGUUCGUAGGUUACUAAAUGCGACAUAUGCUACUGCACAAGAUAUUUUGUUGACGAAUUCGUUUUGGAAAAUUAUCUGAAAAUAAUCUGAAAUUAGUAUCACCUUCAAUACACCCAGUAAUGUGGUUUCACUAAGAUUAUGCACAAAUAUAGGGUGAUGCAUCGCAAUAGGCGCACUUACUGAGUUACUGUUAUCUUCCUUCUCUAUUAAUGAUACGACAAUUUUCGUGCGUUCACGAUGUAAUUAGAAGUACGCAAAUUGCAGGAAAAUUAUUUAUUAUCGUAACGACAAUGUAGUGUUCUUACUUCAUAUGUUUUCACGCAGGUACCAUGAUAAUUCUUGCAUGUCGUUAUACCUAAGAGUAUAAUCAUAACAUUUUUGAACGAUAAACUUUUUUCUUCCGACAAGAAUUAAUUAUUGCGGACUAAAUUGUUUUAGAAAUGUGUAUUAAAAUAUUUUAGAAUUUGACGAAUUGUAACUUAACUAAUAUGUAACUGCAAUAGAUUUUUAUAAGAUCA
Molecule: messenger RNA, 6376 nt
Organism: Dendronephthya gigantea
Lineage: Eukaryota; Metazoa; Cnidaria; Anthozoa; Malacalcyonacea; Nephtheidae
Product: unconventional myosin-X-like
Exons: 59
Coding region: 93-5654 (1853 amino acids)
Cellular component (GO): cytoskeleton; myosin complex
Molecular function (GO): cytoskeletal motor activity; protein binding; ATP binding
Source: RefSeq, a predicted model, not a curated record